Apodemus sylvaticus (European woodmouse) is the source of this 496-nucleotide messenger RNA. It is a transcript of the gene Sem1, whose product is annotated as SEM1 26S proteasome subunit. The record is from RefSeq and is a predicted model, not a curated record. Gene Ontology annotation, biological process: proteasome assembly; double-strand break repair via homologous recombination; mRNA export from nucleus. The transcript has 3 exons. Lineage: Eukaryota; Metazoa; Chordata; Mammalia; Rodentia; Muridae. Bases 121 to 333 code for a protein of 70 amino acids. Gene Ontology annotation, cellular component: proteasome complex; proteasome regulatory particle, lid subcomplex.
GUAGCUCUUCCCCCUAUAGUCUCUAUGGUUGCGCCGGCGUUGGCAGUUUCGGCGCCUCACAAGUACUAAGGCUUCUAACUUUGCGGCCGGUCUGUGUGGUGUGGGCCUUGGCGCAGCGCAAUGUCCGAGAAGAAGCAGCCUGUCGACUUGGGUCUCCUGGAAGAGGACGACGAGUUCGAGGAGUUUCCUGCGGAAGACUGGGCUGGCUUAGAUGAAGAUGAAGAUGCACAUGUUUGGGAGGAUAAUUGGGAUGAUGACAAUGUAGAAGAUGACUUCUCCAAUCAGUUACGCGCUGAGCUGGAGAAGCAUGGUUACAAGAUGGAGACCUCGUAGCAUCCAGGAAUGUACCAGGAACCUUUCCCAUGGACUCUAUCUACCAUAGUCUAGGACAGAGAAACCAGGACGUGAUACUUUAAAGAACAUGUUUAUUUCAUUAUCUGCUUGGAUUUAUUUUUGUUUUUAUAACAAAAAAAAGUAAAUAAAUGUUUUCAUCUAA